This is a messenger RNA of Vombatus ursinus (common wombat), 3917 nucleotides long. It is a transcript of the gene KDM4A, whose product is annotated as lysine demethylase 4A. The coding region runs from base 115 to 3129 and encodes 1004 amino acids. NCBI's taxonomy places the organism in Eukaryota, Metazoa, Chordata, Mammalia, Diprotodontia, Vombatidae. Gene Ontology annotation, cellular component: nucleus. Gene Ontology annotation, molecular function: histone H3K9 demethylase activity; histone H3K36 demethylase activity. The transcript has 22 exons. The record is from RefSeq and is a predicted model, not a curated record. Gene Ontology annotation, biological process: chromatin remodeling.
GGGUCGCGUUCCGCGGUGCCCGAGGCGGCGCUAGCGCCAGGCUCGAGGUCCGCGGCGGAGCGGCGGCCACGUGCGGAUUCCUUGACACAGAUAGAGCUAAGAAGAGAAGGCAUCAUGGCUUCUGAGUCAGAGAGUUUGAAUCCCAGUGCCCGCAUCAUGACCUUCUACCCCACCAUGGAGGAGUUUCGGACCUUCAGCCGCUACAUUGCUUACAUUGAGUCCCAAGGAGCUCAUCGGGCGGGGCUGGCCAAGGUGGUUCCUCCAAAGGAAUGGAAGCCACGGUCAACCUAUGACGACAUCGAUGACUUGGUCAUCCCGGCCCCCAUCCAGCAGGUGGUGACUGGGCAGUCUGGCCUCUUUACCCAAUACAACAUCCAGAAGAAAGCGAUGACUGUUCGGGAGUUUCGAAGGAUAGCCAACAGUGAUAAGUACUGUACCCCACGCUACAAUGAAUUUGAAGAACUUGAGCGAAAAUACUGGAAAAAUCUAACGUUCAACCCCCCCAUCUAUGGUGCUGAUGUGAAUGGGACACUGUAUGAAAAGCAUGUAGACGAGUGGAACAUUGGGCGCUUGAACACCAUCCUGGAUGUGGUGGAGAACGAGAGCGGCAUCACCAUUGAGGGCGUCAACACUCCCUACCUCUACUUUGGCAUGUGGAAAACCUCCUUUGCCUGGCACACAGAGGACAUGGACCUGUAUAGCAUCAACUACCUGCACUUUGGCGAGCCCAAGUCCUGGUACUCCAUUCCCCCAGAGCACGGCAAACGUCUGGAGCGGCUGGCCAAAGGUUUCUUCCCAGGAAGUGCCCAAAGCUGUGAGGCUUUUCUCCGCCAUAAAAUGACCUUGAUUUCCCCUUCAAUCCUGAAGAAGUAUGGCAUCCCUUUUGAUAAGGUGACUCAGGAGGCUGGAGAGUUUAUGAUCACCUUUCCGUAUGGCUACCAUGCUGGCUUCAACCAUGGGUUCAAUUGUGCCGAGUCUACUAACUUUGCCACCCUUCGUUGGAUCGAGUAUGGCAAGCAGUCUGUUCUGUGCUCUUGCCGGAAGGAUAUGGUGAAGAUAUCCAUGGAUGUGUUUGUGCGCAAGUUCCAGCCUGAGCGGUACAAGCUGUGGAAGGCUGGCAAAGAUGCCCCUGUCAUUGACCACACGCUGCCCACCCCAGAGGCAGCAGAGUUCCACAAGGGGGAGCAGCAGGACUGCCCAGAGGAAGCCCUGGACAGCAGUGGGGACCCAGGCAGUGAGGCUGCCCGGAGAAGCCCCACCAGGCAUCGGAUUGGAGCCAAGAGGCACCGGGUGUGUCUUGAGGUGCCUCAGGAGGUGAGUGAGAGCGAGGCUUUUGCCCAGAGAGAACCCUAUGAGAUGGAUGGGGAGCAGACAGCCGUUGUUCCUGGGAAAGCUGUCCCAGACUUGGUGUCACCACUGCGAGCUGAGAACGGCACCCUUCUUUCGCCAGAUUAUCCGGACUGUGCUGAGGUCAGAUUUGAAGAGCUCAAGAAUGUUAAAUUGGAAGAUGAGGACGAGGACGAGGAAGAGGAGGAAGCAGCAGCCUUGGACCUCUCUCUGUCCAGCACUACAAACCAAGCCUCUAAAAAGAGCCGAGCUCGCAGUUCUGAGGCCCGGUCUCAUCGAGCCCGCCAAGCACUGACUGCCCAUAGCUGUGCCCAGGAUGAUGAUUCAGAACAAGAGCUUUCUGAGAAUGAAGAAGAGGAGAGUCAGAAGGCGAAGGGCCGUCGGCAGCCCUUGAGCAAGCUUCCUCGACAUCACCCACUCGUGGCCCAAGACUGUGGCAGUGAUGAUGAGGCUGGUGAGCAGCUGACCCCAGAAGAGGAGGCUGAAGAGACAGAGCCUUGGGCCAAACCCCUGAGUCAGCUCUGGCAGAACCGACCCCUGAACUUCGAGGCUGAAAGGGUGUACAAUGAGAGCAUGGCCCAACAGCCCCCACACUGUGCAGUCUGUAUGAUUUUCCAAACCUACCAACAGGCUGAGGGAGGAGGCCACAACCAGAGUUGGACAGACGCAGACCCAGGGAGACGCAGAACUAAGCCUCUGAUUCCCGAGAUGUGCUUCACUGCGACGGGGUGUAGCACUGACCUCAGCCUUUCUACGCCCUACUUGGAGGAAGAUGGCACUAGCAUCCUGAUCACCUGCAAGAAAUGCUGUGUCUGUGUCCAUGCUAGCUGUUACGGAGUUUCCCCUGAGCAGGCCUCAGACGACUGGAUGUGCUCUAGGUGUUCGGCCAGUGCUCUGGAGGAGGGUUGCUGCCUGUGCUCAUUGCGAGGAGGGGCCCUGCAGAGAGCUAACGACGAUCGGUGGGUGCAUGUAAUGUGUGCCAUUGCCGUCCUGGAAGCCAAGUUUGUCAACAUUGCUGAGCGCAGCCCAGUGGACCUGAGCAGAAUCCCUCUUCUCCGCUUCAAGCUGAAAUGCGUCUUCUGUAAGAAGCGGAGGAAGAGGGUGGCCGGUUGCUGCGUUCAGUGCUCCCAUGGCCGUUGCCCAACCUCUUUCCACGUGAGCUGCGCCCAGGCCGCCGGAGUGAUGAUGCAGCCGGACGACUGGCCCUUUGUGGUCUUCAUCACCUGCUUUCGGCACAAGGUUCCUUCUCAGGCAGAGCGUGCCAAGGGCGCCCUCCAGGACCUCUCUGCAGGCCAGACGGUCAUCAGCAAGCACAAGAAUGGCCGCUUCUACCAGUGCGAGGUGGUCCAGCUCACCACGGAGACCUUCUAUGAGGUCAACUUUGACGACGGCUCCUUCAGCGACAAUCUCUACCCUGAGGACAUUGUGAGUCGUGACUGUCUCCAGUUGGGUCCUCCUGCUGGAGGGGAAGUGGUCCAAGUACGAUGGACAGAUGGACAAGUCUAUGGAGCGACAUUCGUAGCUUCUCAUCCCAUCCAGAUGUACCAGGUAGAGUUUGAAGAUGGCUCCCAGCUCAUGGUGAAGAGAGAUGAUGUUUACACGCUGGAUGAGGAGCUCCCCAAGAGAGUCAAGUCCCGGCUGUCGGUGGCCUCAGACAUGCGCUUCACAGAGAUCUUCACAGAGAAGGACGUCAGACAGGAGAAGAAGCGGCAGCGAGUGAUCAAUUCCCGAUAUCGUGAAGAUUAUAUUGAGCCUGCGCUCUACCGGGCCAUCAUGGAAUAAGGGAGGGGGCACUGCGUGGACCCAGCUUGUGAAGCAGGAGCACUCCAGGGUCCUGAGCCCCCAAACAUCCAUGGAACUCGAAGUAGUAUUUUGGAAACUGAAGUUGUAAAAUCCAAAUGGACUAGCUCUUCCUCCGGUGCCCCGUUCCCUUCCCUGGUCCUUCUGCCACAUGUUGCUGGAGAGAAGGGAGCCUGAGCCCUGAGCCUGGGGCCCUGGACAGUGGUGGUGGGCCUGCGGCUAGCAGGAGCCCCCCUGAAGAGGCCGGGCCCUGCUUGUGGGGAUCGGGAGGUGGUGCUAUCUGCGCCCCCUGCCCCUGUGGGCGUGCGCAAGCACACAUGGGGGAGCGGGAAAGCGUGCCGGCCAAGGGCCGGCUGGCCGGACAGAUGGACGGAGCAAGGAACAGGCAGUAUUACUGGUGCUUGCCUCCCUUUCUCCUUUUUAUAUUUAUAUGUGUGUAUGUUGGGUCUCCACCUGGUGCCUGUCUGGCUGUAGCCUCCAUGCUGGGGGGAGGCCGGAAGGAUCGACCCGAUAAAACAAAAUGUGAAGAGCUACAGCCCUGUUUAGCCAAGCAGGGGCUGAGCUGGGCACAGGCCCCGGAAGCACCCGGAUGGGGGGCUGGGGCCCAGCCCCUGAGGAACCUCCUUACUUGUCUCUGGGCAGUGGGGUAUCAAGGUCCCAACCCUUUCUGGACCUGCUCUGGGGCAGGGGGAUUGGGGACUUGUGGACCAGGCUUCUCGGUACCCUGAAUGGCACAGGGAGGUGGAGAGUGGAGGGUGGGGGGAGGAGUG